Cutaneotrichosporon cavernicola is the source of this 1305-nucleotide messenger RNA. RefSeq lists its product as uncharacterized. Gene Ontology annotation, cellular component: mitochondrion. Gene Ontology annotation, molecular function: protein-arginine omega-N symmetric methyltransferase activity. Gene Ontology annotation, biological process: mitochondrial respiratory chain complex I assembly. The transcript has 4 exons. Bases 1 to 1305 code for a protein of 434 amino acids. The record is from RefSeq and is a predicted model, not a curated record. NCBI's taxonomy places the organism in Eukaryota, Fungi, Basidiomycota, Tremellomycetes, Trichosporonales, Trichosporonaceae.
AUGUCGAUUAACGUGAGGCGGUCACUGAAGCUCGCCGGCAGCUUCGCGCGAGGAUGUUCGCGUCAGCAAAACUUGCGCCCUCUCUCCACACUCCCAGAAAAAGGACUUGUGGGUGCAACCACUCAGCCACAGUCGCUCGCGCAAGUGAUCGACGACUCUAUCAAGGCCACCGGUCCGAUGUCAGUUGCGCGGUACAUGCAGUUGUGCCUCACACACCCCAAUUGGGGUUACUAUAGCCAAGGCGAUGUGUUCGGGCGAGAAGGUGACUUCAUCACGUCCCCUGAGAUCAGCCAAGUGUUUGGCGAACUCGUCGCCAUCUGGUUAUUGACGAGGUGGAUGGCGGCAGGAGCGCCGGAGCGUGUGCGCCUCCUCGAACUCGGUCCGGGGCGCGGAACUCUCAUGGACGAUGUGUUGAGGGCGCUGGCCAAGUUCAAGAUCGACUCUGUGACCCUCGUCGAGUACAGCGAGAAGAUGCGGGGGAUCCAGCAGGAGAAAUUGGGCCCGCGUUGCGAGGCACUUGGUGCUAAACUUGUGUUUGAGGAGGAGAUUGCGGGCGUGAAAGAGUCCCCAUUGUUCACAAUGUUCAUCGCGCACGAGUUCUUUGACGCCAUGCCUGUGCACGUCUUCCAGCGUGAUGAGGCCGGCUUUCGCGAAGUGCGAGUGGACCGCAACCCCUCCUAUCUUCCCGCGGCGAACAACCCGCGGUUCCGCCUGGGUGUGGACCGCGAGUCGAGCUUGCUCGCUUCGCUCCUCCCCGCGUCGUCAGCACGCUUUGGGCGCCUUCCCAUCGGGGCCCGCGUCGAGAUCUGUCCCGACUCAUCGCGCAUCAUGCGCAGCGUCGGCGAAGCGAUGGCAGAGGGCGGUGGCGCCGGCCUUGUGAUCGACUAUGGCAGUGACCGGAGCUUCAGCAACAGCGUCCGCGGGUUCCGGAAGCACAAGGUCGUCGACCUCUUCGAGGAACCAGGCACUGCGGAUCUCACUGCGAACGUCGAUUUCGCGUAUCUCAAAGAGUCACUCGACGGUGUUGCUGAGACGGCCGGGCCAAUCACGCAGGCCAAGUUCCUCCUCUCACUCGGCCUAGAGCCUCGUCUGGCCAAGCUCAUCAGCUCGGCGGCCGACCCUACGCAGCGGAAGCGCAUUGAGGAUGGCGCCAAGCGUCUCAUUGACAAGACUGGCAUGGGUACUCAGUACCAGGUCAUGGCUGUGGUCAAGGGACCAGCUGGCGAGGACGAUGUUUAUCCCUUCGGCAAGCCAUCCAAGGAUGUUCCGGAAGCGCCAAAGCUGGAGGAAAAAUCCAAGUCAUGA